This is a messenger RNA of Xenia sp. Carnegie-2017, 1948 nucleotides long. Its product is annotated as developmentally-regulated GTP-binding protein 1. The record is from RefSeq and is a predicted model, not a curated record. NCBI's taxonomy places the organism in Eukaryota, Metazoa, Cnidaria, Anthozoa, Malacalcyonacea, Xeniidae. Gene Ontology annotation, molecular function: GTP binding; GTPase activity. Bases 110 to 1213 code for a protein of 367 amino acids. The transcript is spliced from 13 exons. Gene Ontology annotation, cellular component: cytoplasm. Gene Ontology annotation, biological process: cytoplasmic translation.
UGUUGGGAAUCUGUAUUUUUGUUUUCGCCAAGUACAAAUUUAAUGGGACAUAAUUUUAGUCUUUUCUCUUUGAUUUAGUACUGACAGCUUUAAACCAAAUUAUACUAAGAUGGGAAUCUUAGAAAGGAUUGCUGAGAUUGAAAACGAGAUGGCAAAAACUCAGAAGAACAAGGCUACAGCAAAUCAUUUGGGUUUGCUGAAAGCAAGAUUGGCCAAGCUUCGCAGGGAGCUUAUAACCCCAAAAGGAUCAGGCGGGGGUGCUACUGGGGAAGGUUUUGAUGUUGCAAAAACUGGUGAUGCACGCGUUGGUUUUGUUGGUUUUCCAUCAGUUGGUAAAUCCACUUUGCUGACUAAUUUAGCUGGUGUAUAUUCUGAAGUUGCUGCCUAUGAAUUCACCACUUUGACAACUGUACCAGGAGUUAUCCGCUACAAAGGAGCAAAAAUUCAGCUUCUUGACUUGCCUGGUAUUAUUGAGGGGGCUAAAGAUGGAAAAGGCAGGGGGCGUCAGGUCAUUGCAGUUGCAAGAACUUGCAGUCUUAUCUUCAUUGUCCUUGAUGUUUUGAAACCACUGGGUCAUAAAAAACUAAUAGAAUAUGAACUGGAAGGAUUUGGGAUAAGAUUGAACAAGAAGCCACCAAACAUUGCGUUCAGAAGAAAAGAGAAAGGUGGCAUCAAUUUCCAGACAACUUGUGUGCAAUCAGAGCUUGACAUUGAUACAAUACGAACAGUUCUCAGUGAGUAUAGGAUUGCCAAUGCUGAUAUAACGGUGAGAGAAGAUGCUACAGUAGAUGAUCUCAUUGAUGUUGUUGAAGGCAACAGAGUAUACAUUCCAUGUAUAUAUUUGCUCAAUAAAAUUGAUCAAAUUUCCAUUGAGGAGUUGGACAUUAUUUAUAAAAUCCCACACUGUGUCCCGAUCUCCGCACAUCAUAAAUGGAACUUUGAUGAUCUUCUCGAGAAACUAUGGGAUUAUUUGAAUUUAACACGAGUGUACACUAAACCAAAAGGUCAACUUCCUGACUAUAACUCUCCUGUUAUUCUUCGAGAUCAAUUAACCACCGUUGAAGAUUUCUGUAACCGACUUCAUCGAUCCAUUAUCAAGGAGUUCAAACAUGCUCUGGUUUGGGGAUCAUCGGUGAAACACAAUCCUCAGAAAGUUGGCAAAGAACACAAACUGAACGAUGAAGAUGUCGUACAGAUUGUUAAAAGGGUGUAAAAACAACAAGAAAUUGGCGUAAGAUUGAACCUGGAUCUAGGUUGUUCCAUCUAUGACAAACUGUUGAUUGAAAGAUAGACCAAGAUGAAGAACAAUUGGUCUGAAAAUGUGUCAACUGAUCCAAUGAAUGAUAGUAUGUGAAUAUAUGGAGUGGUGAACACUUCAGAGACAUUGAAGAAAGCCACAGAUAAAUGUGUAGUUCUGUUGAAUGCAUUUCAAUAAUUGAUGAUAUGUGAAGAUGUGGAGUCCUACAUUUUACACUGUACCUCUUUCAAUCACGAUUCUUUCUCUCAAAGGUAAACACGAAAAUAUCAACAACAAAAUAUCAUCAUUAAGAGAUGCUAUACUAAUAACAUCAUCCUUAAUGUCCUCCAUUACUGCAGUUUUACAUUCAAUGGCUUCUUCUUUUGUCACAUAGUUCUCAAGGAAGUUCUAGGAAUGUAUAACAGGGUUUGCAUUAUACACAUUAUGAUAUCUGUAAGUAUGAUCUUAUGAGCAUGAUACUUAAUAAACACUAUAGAUAAACAACAAAAUUUUUCAAUUUUAUGUUUUUAAUUACAAACAUGUUUAGACUUAUCUAAUAACUAUUCACACUGAAGAUGACUUAAGUACAGUUAAGUCAAAACAUGUUUGUAAUUAAAAACAUAAAAUUGAAAAAUUUUGUCAUUUAUCAAAAAUGUUUAUUAAAUAUCUGGAAGUUCUAAUAAUCAACCUUAAAUGAGUCUUUAGACAGCA